AAGGGGCGGAGUCAGAUCGCGGCGGCUCCGGAGCGUCCUGUCCCGGCUCUGCAGACUCCGGAGGUCAUGUCGGCGCUGAGGCGGCUGGGCCCUUUCCUUCGCGAGGGAGGCCGGCGCUUCCUGGCGGGUCCAAGCGAGCGGUCUGCUGGUUACGGCCUUGGAGGAAUCCGGCAUGCUGGAGGUGGUGUACACAUUGAGCCCCGCUACCGGCAGUAUCCUCAACUGACAAAAUCUCAGGUGUUCCAAGCUGAGAUGUUAAGUGCUACGUUGUGGUUUUGGAUUCUUUGGCAUUUUUGGCAUGACUCAGAUGCUGUAGUGGGUCAUUUUCCAUAUCCAGAUCCUUCUCAAUGGACAGAUGAAGAAUUGGGUAUUCCCCCUGAUGAUGAAGACUAAAGCAGUGUCAUCACUAGUACAAGUAGGUGCUACCAAGCACCACAUUUCCCAGGAAUUACAACUACCUUUCAAAUUUAAAAAAAUGUGUAAUUGAUGUUAUUCUUUUUCACCAUGAUUGUCAUUUCACAAUAAAUAAUCCCCCUUCCCCCCAUA
This is a messenger RNA of Phascolarctos cinereus (koala), 546 nucleotides long. Lineage: Eukaryota; Metazoa; Chordata; Mammalia; Diprotodontia; Phascolarctidae. The record is from RefSeq and is a predicted model, not a curated record.